Molecule: messenger RNA, 771 nt
Organism: Aspergillus oryzae RIB40
Lineage: Eukaryota; Fungi; Ascomycota; Eurotiomycetes; Eurotiales; Aspergillaceae
Product: alpha/beta hydrolase
Exons: 2
Coding region: 1-771 (256 amino acids)
Source: RefSeq, a predicted model, not a curated record
AUGAAACCAACUGUUGUGUUCGUGCCGGGUGCGUGGCUUGUUCCCGAGUUCUACAGACCCUUCUUGGAAGCGGUUCAGGCUGCGGGGUUUCCAACAUAUACAGCUGAGCUCCCGUCUCUGGAUCCAGUUGAUCCGACCGCGACUGAUUGUGCGACGGACGCUGCGAGCAUCCGGCGUCUUGUAUUCUCCUUGGUGGAAGAUGAGGGUCGCGAUGUGGUACUAGUGAUGCAUUCAUACGCGAGUAUGCCGGGAGGUGCCGCUGCCGUAGGACUCUCAAAGUCAGAGAGAGUCCAACAAGAGAAGAAAGGAGGCGUACUGGGAUUAGUGUGCAUGGGUGCAUUUCUGGUCCCCGAAGGCGUCAGCUGUGCUGGGACGCAAGGUGGCAAUCUACCACCGUGGAUCUUAUUAGAUCAGCCAUCUACUGGCCUCAAUAUACCUGAUCAGCCAGAGAAGACCUUCGCUGCAGAUGUCAGUGAGGAGCAAGCGCUAGCGAUAAGCAGUGUGAUCAAGCCGCAUGCCAGCCUCGCCUUUUUCUCAGCCCAGCCUUCCCCUGCAUGGGCUGACCCUGCCUAUACCGGGAGGUUGUCAUAUGUUGUAACCACCGAGGAUUUGGCUGUUCCUAAGGUCUCCCAGUACGGCAUGAUGUCGGGGACAGGUCAGAACUGGCAUGUGCGGGAAAUUGAGAGCAGCCACUGUGCACCGUUCAUCACCAAAGUGGCGGAAAGUGUGGGGAUCUUGCAGGAUUUCAUUCAGACAUUUGAGAGACUGUGA